Molecule: messenger RNA, 4254 nt
Organism: Phialemonium atrogriseum
Lineage: Eukaryota; Fungi; Ascomycota; Sordariomycetes; Cephalothecales; Cephalothecaceae
Product: killer toxin subunits alpha/beta
Exons: 4
Coding region: 1-4254 (1417 amino acids)
Biological process (GO): carbohydrate metabolic process
Molecular function (GO): chitin binding
Source: RefSeq, a predicted model, not a curated record
AUGGGACUACCUUCGUUGGCAGCUGCCAUCUCCCUGGCAGUUGCCUGGGCUCCCCCGGGUGCUCUGGCAAGCAGCAAUCAGGCCAAUGGCGCGGCAAGUGCCAUCAUGGCCUCCAUCUCGGUCAGCACCGCCUCUGGACCUAUCUCAGGCAUGCCGACAGACCUAGUGGGCGCCCGAGACGCUGUACUGGCUGGAAACUACACAUCGCGGCUGCAUCAUCAGGGCAGAGACCGCUGCCCUUCUAGCUGUAGCAGCGCCGGCGUCGACACCACCGCCUGGUACGUCUAUGGCAGCCUCAACCGUCUCCGAAGGGCCUGCAGCAAGACCAUGCUCCUCGACUUCGCCUUGUUCAACCAGAUCGACGGCACGAAGGCGCAUGUCGCCAUUUCUGCGUGCACGGCAGACUUGGGAUCGACCACUAGCGGUACAGGCUCGUCGAUUUCCGGCUCUGCUGCGACUUGUGUUGCUGAAGAGGUGCAGCAGGCCACGGCGACAUCCUCUGUGCAGCUGGCGUCCUCGGGCGUUGCGUCCUCGGCGCACGCAGCGGACGUUGCGGCCGCACUGGACCAGCUGCGGGCUUAUUCAUCCCUAGGGGAUGCAGCUUGCAACGAGACGAUCAAGUAUGCGUACACGGGAAACAUCGCCGUAGGCGUCUACGCUGGGUCAGGGCUUGCCAACCAGGGUGUUCUCAGCUCGGUCCUCGAGAAGCUCAGCAGCCAAGUCAAGAGUGACGGGAGCGUUGCGGAGAGCCUCGUGGUCCAGAUGUGUAGCAACUCGUCGGCCCGAUACUCAUUGGGGAUCCUCGCCAACACCAAAGGCGAUCUUGGCGCUGUCCAGCGCGGACUGCAGUCGUGGAAGAACGGCAGCUGCGUUGCCAUGGACACAAGCGUCCCCACGUGGCAGAUCGUAGCCUAUCUCGCUCCAGCCCUGUUGCAAAGCGGCCUCAACUCUUCGGCCACCAACGCCACGAACAGCAGUUCGAUCAACCCGGCCGCCCGGCCCAGGUGGAGCCCCGUCAAGCGAGUUGUUUCGAGUCGCGACACCACUUGCAGAACCAUCCAGGUAGCAGCUGGGGACGAGUGUGCCUCGCUCGCGGCCGAAUGUGGUAUCACUCCAGCACAGUUCACCACGUACAACCCAUCCCCGAACUUAUGCUCUAGCCUGAUCCCGGGCCAGCACGUCUGUUGCAGCGCCGGAACGCUCCCGGACUUCUUGCCCAAACCCGAGGCGGACGGCUACUGCUACGCCUACCUGGUCCAGACGGGCGACACAUGCUCGUUCCUUGCGGCGUCCUACGAUCUCACCACGGACAAAAUCGAGCAGUACAACAGCAACACCUGGGGUUGGAAUGGCUGCGCAAAGCUGUUCGCCGACUACUACAUUUGUCUCAGCAGUGGCUAUCCGCCAAUGCCUGCCACAGUGCCAAACGCCGUCUGUGGACCGCAGGUCAACAACACGGCGAAGGCACCGCCAGGAGCGGACCUGAGCACAUUGAACGAGUGCCCACUCAACGCAUGCUGCGAUGUCUGGGGCCAGUGUGGCACAACGACCGAGUUCUGCACCACCUCGCAGUCUGCCACGGGGGCUCCAGGAACGGCUGCCGAUGGCGCGAAUGGGUGCAUCUCCAACUGCGGUACCAACAUCAUCGGGUCCAGCGCUCCGAGCCAGACGUACAGAAUUGCUUACUUCGAGGCCUUCGACUGGCAACGCUCUUGUCUGCGCAUGAGCGUCACUAGCAUCGACACGUCAGCCUAUACCCACAUCCACUUCUCCUUCAUCACGUUGAACCCUGACUUCUCUAUCAAUACUAACGACGUUGCCAAUCAGCUCCCGCUCUUCAGGGGCAUGGCUGGCGUCAAGAAGAUUGUGUCCGUCGGCGGCUGGACUUUCUCUACAGAUCCCGGCACCUACACCAUCUUCCGCAAUGCCGUCGCGUCCAACGCGAAUCGCCAAACACUGGUCACAAACGUCAUUAAUUUUUUGAACGAGUACAACCUCGACGGCAUCGACUGGGACUGGGAGUAUCCCGACGAGCCCGACAUCCCAGGUAUUCCAGCGGGCACCGCGGCGGAGAGUAUUGGCUUCUUUCUGCUGCUGGACCAACUAAAGCUGCAGAUGCCAGCUGGCAAGACGGUCUCCAUUACCGCACCUGCCUCAUUCUGGUACCUGCAGUACUUCCCCAUUCAAGCCUUAAGUCUCGUUGUCGACUACGUGGUGCUCAUGACCUACGACCUACACGGGCAGUGGGAUUAUAUCAACAAGUACGCGGAUCCGGGUUGCCCUUCCUACGACCAAGGCCUUGGGAACUGUCUGCGCUCCCAUGUCAACAUCAGUGAGACCAUCAAUGCGCUGUCCAUGAUCACCAAGGCAGGCGUGCCGUCCAAUAUGAUCGCCGUGGGCGUCAGCAGCUACGGCCGUUCGUUCCAGAUGACCACCCCGGGCUGCUGGACCGAGCAGUGCACCUUCACUGGACCCGAGUCGGGGGCAUACCCAGGACCCUGUACCAACACCGCUGGCUACAUCUCCGACUACGAGAUCGGCCUGAUUCUUAAACAGAAUCCCUCGUCGCAGGACCUCUUCGAUUCCACAUCCUACUCCAACGUCCUCGUCUUCAACAAUACGCAGUGGGUCGCUUACAUGGACGACGACAACAAGGUAUUUCGCGAAGGUCUCUACCAGGGAAUCGGGUUCCUCGGCACGGCGGACUGGGCCGUGGACCUUCAGUCCGAUAGUGGCACUGGGGACGGUUCAGGCGACAGCGAUUCAUCAUCCACCAUCUACGUAGAUCCCGGCAUUUGGAACUCACCGACACCGCUAGUGACUGCCCUUCCAUGUGCGACGCUCGUUUGGCCGCCCCUGCCACUGCACAGUACAACGACCAUCGCUUUUGAUCCCUGGACUACGACUAUCUCGUACUCCAGUCUUACGACGCUCACAAGCACCUUAGCUGGUGGCGCUUUAACGACGUAUCCGGACUACGUCUACGUGUCGUGGCUCACGGUGCUGACGAUUCCUCCUGUGGUAACUACAGAGAUUGCUGUCUGGGGUAUCUCCCUCGCUUGUGGCGCCACAGGCGGUUCCAUCGUCUUGAGUAGUUCCGUACAGCCACCGCCUUUCACUGUUGUCAUCACCCCGGUGAUCAGUGGCACCACUUCCAUCAUCGGGGCCACCAAGACAACGACAAGCUCGGCGGCCCCUGUUAUCUGGGGCUCCAUCACCUACACCCCGCCCGUAGAAACAGAGACUCUCGGUGGACUCACCACCAUCAUCGGCGGGCGCACCCAGCCCCCUACAGUCGUAACCGUCACGCCCAAUCCACAUCCCACAACGACACCCAGCACGACAGACCCUGUCCUCAACCCCAAGAAGACUUCCUGGACAUCUGGGAAACCGGCUAGUCCCACCAACACAGGGGGCUGCCCUGGGUGUGGCAAGACUUGUCACUUGUUCUGCGAUCCCGGCUGCCCCGGGUGCCCCCCUGGAGUAUUCGGCUCCGAUGGCGGCGGUGAAGACGGCGAUAAUGACGACGAUCGCGACGAGGAUCCAACAGCCACGUACACGGGCAUAUACAACAUCCUGACCGACGACGUGUACCCGACGGUCCUGAUCGCGGCGAACAUUGCCAGCUCGCUGGACUCCGUAAUCAAUUCCUUAGUCCAGUCCGUCUUCACCACCAGCACCCCGCCGCCCCCGCCACCUCCCACCUCGACGCAAGGGCCUCCGCCUCCGCCUACGCCGACGGCCGACUGCAUAUUCCUCGACGCGUACUUCUUCCUCGUCUUCGACGUCUUCAACAUUGCAGGGUGGGGCGGCGACGACGGCGCCGCCCUGAAAACCCAGGAGUCAGGGUGCGGCGGCUUGUCGGGCUGGACCGAGAAAUCCCCCACCGAAUUCAUCUUCGACCUGACCUAUUUCAUCAAGGCCGGGUGCGUAGAGCGCGCCAUCGUCUCGGCGGGCGGGCCGAAGAUCCAGUGCCAGUUCGAGGGCACCGUCGACAGCAAGAAGGCCCGGGAAGCGGGCAGCACGUCGCUGCGGGCGAGGCUGGACGUCCCGCGCGGCUUGAACGGCACGAAGCUCCCGCCCGACUUCCCGCCGUACACGAACGAGGAGCUCCAGGAGAUUGCCGAGUUCUACAGGAGUACUCAGCCUACUACGGCGCCACACACGGGUUAUGUGCCCAUGACCUGGGAGGCGACUAGUCCGACGCCACAGCCCACGGAAACUCUUCCACGGCUGUUCAGGCGUGGCUUGUAG